Folsomia candida is the source of this 1423-nucleotide messenger RNA. RefSeq lists its product as uncharacterized. The transcript is spliced from 6 exons. Lineage: Eukaryota; Metazoa; Arthropoda; Collembola; Entomobryomorpha; Isotomidae. The record is from RefSeq and is a predicted model, not a curated record. The coding region runs from base 225 to 1373 and encodes 382 amino acids.
UGGAGGUUCAAAAUUUUGAUGCAAUUUCUCAAAGUCAGAGUCAAUUUUCAAAUAUACAUUUCGAAAAUUUCCCAAAAGGCUAUUCUGCAGAAUCAGUGGAUGAACUGAUUUGCAAAUUAUUUGACCCAUUACUACGAGUUGGUUAUUAUUUACUGUUGAUACCAUUCCGGCUUAAGGAGAGGAAUGGGAUUUACCACAUUCAUACCAAUUCAGUGCAGAGGAUUAUGAGCACCCUUGUCUUCACCCUAGUAUUUUUAUCUGGGGUGUCGGAUUUACGUCAUCAUUUUGAAAAGGGACUGAUGCCACAUCCCGAGAAAGCAUUUGUUUGGAGCUACUCACUAAUUCUAGAAAUAGGAUAUACUCCAAUUUGGUUUAAGACUUUUUGGGGAGGAAAAAAAUAUUUUGAGAAAUUAAUCAGGAAACAAAAAAUUAAUGUAAAUCAAGUAGAAUCUAAAUCACUGUGUCCCAAAAUUAUAAUGGGGGUCGUAAUCUACACAGAAAUGAAAUUACUACUUGAGCAAAUUUAUAGCGACAUAGUUGUCAAAGGAUGGGUUGGGAUGUUACAAUAUUACGGUGGAAUUGGACUGUAUAACAUUCACUUUCGAGACGACGAACAAUUGGAAGAAGAGGAACUAUUUUCACAUUGGAGUAUUUUCAUUUUCUCAAUUGGUAGCACGCUGCUAAUGAACUUGUUGCGACAAGUUGAACAUUUAGUCGAAGUUAUGGCUAUCGUUGGAGCAGUGGCGAUGUAUUGGACAAGUUGUAAUUUUAUUAAGUGUUUGAAUCGAUAUGAUUCAUUUACUGGGAAUAAUAAUUAUUAUUAUUCUGAUGAGAUAAUAAGAACGUACUUGAGUUUUGUUGAAAUGAUGUCUACCAUAAAUUUUAUUUGUGGAUGCAUCGUACUCAUUUACAUGUUGGGAAUGGUUCCCACAUUCGUUUGGUGUGUGUUUGGAAUUUUUGAACUAAAUUCAUUUGAAUAUUUACUGUAUUACGUGCAUAAAUUUAUCAUGCACUCGAGUUUGCUGAUUAUUGCGGCGGAGGCCAAUGCAGAGGCUAGUAAAUUUACUGAAUGGAUUAUGAGAUUCGUCACUGGUCGUCAUAGAAGAAAUGAUAACGAAAGCAUUGCGGAGUUGGAUCAAGAUAGAAGAAAAGAUGAUGAAUUUUCAACAUUUCUCAAUUUUUCACAUAGAGAAAUGUGUACAAAUCCUGUUGGAUUGAAGGGUGCUGACUUCUUUACUAUUUCGUACGGAUUUAUUGGAACGACCGUGAGUGUCAUCGUGACAUAUGCCGUUAUCAUGUUACAAUUUCAAGUUGAAAAAUAUCAAAAAUUAAAUAAACUUAAUUCAACAAUGGGAUGCAAUUGUUCCGAGUGAAAAUAUGAAGCAAAAUAAAGAACAAGAUUGUCUUAAAUGAGAAAGUUUAA